This is a messenger RNA of Dicentrarchus labrax (European seabass), 5245 nucleotides long. RefSeq names its product phosphatidylinositol glycan anchor biosynthesis, class Q (gene pigq). Gene Ontology annotation, cellular component: endoplasmic reticulum; membrane. Gene Ontology annotation, biological process: GPI anchor biosynthetic process. The transcript is spliced from 14 exons. Lineage: Eukaryota; Metazoa; Chordata; Actinopteri; Moronidae. The record is from RefSeq and is a predicted model, not a curated record. Bases 567 to 2378 code for a protein of 603 amino acids.
AGCGUCGGACUGUCAACAACAAAGAUGUCGCCGGUGUCCGCUUCGAUAACCGGUGUUGGACGUUAGUGACGGAAGCUGAGAGCUUCUGUCGGCCGUAAAGAAGGUAAAUAACAUCAGUUUCCCGCGCUCACACUCUGCCUCUGUGUAGUCCGACGGCCCCGCGGCGGGAACCGGCCUCACUUUGAACAGCCGGAUCAGUUUUAUUCGUUAAAGUUAAAGUAUUAAACUCUUUAACGGGACUGUUAACCUACUUCCACUGCGUCACUCAUCGACGUCACUGUCACUGACAUCGAUCCCGCCGCGGGCUUUUUCUGUUGCCACAGCAACGAGCUUCAGUAUGUGAAGGGCAUCAGAUGAGGUCAACCGUCCAGUUCGGAUACGUUCACCGAACUCCCUCCACAAACCGGGAGGUUUUACGUUUUUCCCGCCGUCGCUCUGAUCAAUAAAAACAUUUCUUAAAGCAGGAAUCCAGUUUAUGAUCGAUAAGGAGCUCCUCUUCAAUUCGGCAUCAGAUCACCAGAGCUGCUGGAGGCCGAACCCCCCCCACCCCCACCCGAGCUGCAGUCAUGGUGCUGAAGGUCUUCUUCCCGCAGUGCUGUAACCGGGCGGACAGCGGACUGAUGGUCGGCCGCUGGAUCUCCGGCCACGACUCUGCCGUUGUGCUGGCGGUCAUCCACUACCCGUUCAUCCCCGGGCAGGUCAAACAGUACAUCCAGCAGAUGCAGGCCCAGAGCGGGGUGGAGCUGUCGGUGCUGGGCUCGUGGAGUUUACCCAAAGAGGGCCAGGAGGGCAUGGAGAGCUUCCUCAGGGACCUCAGCACCAUCUUCCCCCAGGAACGCUGGCUCCAGAUCAACCGCGAGAUCGGCAAGACGGGCUUCACCUGCCAGAUCCUCGACCGGGAUCAGAAUGGGCGAGCAGUUCAACGGGAGAGUAAGAAGAAGACUGAGAAGGCCGAUAAAGCCAAUGGAGAGGCUGGAGGCGACAAAGAGGAGGAGGAGGAAGAAGAGGAGGAGAAGGUGAUCUUCGUCCACUACGAGCAGAGGAAGGUGAUGCAGUCGCAGCUUCACCCUGUCGAAAACGGAGUUUCUGACCCUAAAACUGAUCCGCCAUCUGAGCUGAGACAGGUGUUCCAGACGGUGGCCCGCAGCCAGCCUCUGUUCUUCCUGGACCGAUACGACGACGGGCCGCUGAAGUCGACUCACUGGCAGACGGAAGGGCGCGAGGCGAGCAUCAUCGUGGAGCUGCUCAAACAGGCGUCGGUGCCGCUCUGCCUGCUCAUCGGCUGGCUGCUCUCCAUAUGGACCUGGAUCUGUGGCAUCCGGCUCUUCAGUCUUUACCCGCUGCGCUUCCUGUCCAGUAAGCUGUCCACCUGCGUUCAGCUCAGCUACAGAACCGAACACAUGAGGACGCUCAGCUCGAUGAAACCGGCCGUCGGACACACGCAGUUUAUGAGGAAAGCCAACAUCUUGGUGUCGUUCCUGGUGGACGUGGCUCUGGGCAUGUUGCUCAUCUGGUGGCUCUACAGAGACAACCACAUCACCAUGUUGGCCAACACACUGGUGCCUGCAGCUGAUCAUGUGGCCAAAGAGCUGGAGCAGCUGCUGCAGUGGCUGAUGGGAGCUCCUGCGGGGCUGAAGAUGAACCGGGCCCUGGACCAGGUUCUGGGCCGCUUCUUCCUCUACCACAUUCACCUCUGGAUCAGCUACAUCCACCUGAUGUCCCCCUUCAUCGAGGGGAUCCUGUGGUACGGAGGCCUGUCAGCCUGCCUGGGCCUGACCUUUGCCCUGUCGCUGCUCUCCGACAUGGUCGCCCUGCUCACCUUCCACAUCUACUGUUUCUACGUCUACGGAGCCAGGCUGUACUGUCUGAAGAUCUACGGCCUCUCGUCUCUCUGGAGGCUGUUCAGAGGGAAGAAGUGGAACGUGCUGCGGCAGAGGGUGGACUCCUGCUCAUAUGACGUGGACCAGCUCUUCAUAGGAACGCUGCUGUUCACCAUCCUGCUGUUCCUGCUGCCCACCACGGCUCUCUACUACCUGGUCUUCACCCUGUUGCGGCUGGUGGUGGUGCUGUUCCAGGGCGUCCUCCACCUCAGUGUGGACUUCAUUAACUCCUUCCCUCUGUUCGCGAUGGGCCUCCGCGUCUGUCGCUCCUACAGACUUGCAGAGGGUGUGAAGUUCAGGGUCCUGUGUGAGGAGCCCGGGACGGCCCUACACCUGCUGAUGGAGAUUAACCCCCUGAAGUGCAGCACAGUGGUCCAGACCUACCGCACCCCGACCUACAGCUGUUACCCCAAAGACUCGUGGGCUGCCCUGGUCAAGAAGCUGUUUGUUGGGGAGUUGAUUUACCCCUGGAGGCACAAAACCACCAAGACUGACUGAGAGACACCAGCCAGAAAUAUGGGGAGAGAGAGAGAGGGAGACGGAGAGAGAAAAGGAGAGAUGAGGGAACAGAGGAAAGGGAAGUGUCUGAAUAAAUAAUGAGAUGGAAACAGACAGAUGGGGGUGGGGGAGAUGGGGAAAGGGGGGUGAAUUCGGUACGAGGACCUUUUUAGAGUUAUGCUGCUUUCAUGUUAGACGAAUGAAGAACGUCACGGAGAGCGAGACUGAAGGUGCCACACUUUAUCUGAUCGGUUGCUUUCUGAUCAGAGUUUUAGAGCACAAACGAACAUAAAGACCAGCCAGUAGUCCCGUCCUGCUGUUGUAAGAGCUGUGAUCAUAAGAGGACAUUCAGUUCAGUGUUUUCUUGUGAUGUUGAGGUCAGAAAUUAAAUGAAAUAUGAGAACUCAGACCUCCUCACUGAGGCUGGAAGGUGAGCAUUGAUUUAUAGUGUUUCUCAUAAGGAAACUACACUAAAGGACCAAAACUAUUCUUUCUGUGACCUUGUUUUUCUGUUACAUGUUGGUGAAACCUUCUGUUUGUAUGACCAGCAAACACACACAGAGUUAGUUCAUGUACUGGAGUUCACACACUGGACAUUUGAGCUCUCGGCUCAUUGUGAUCAGCUAUAAAACACUUGUAUUUAUGUUCCACUGACUUAUGGCACACAGCUUCCCACUGUCAUAUACCGAUUCUUAUUGACAUAUCCCACUCCUAAUUCACCAGCAGACACCACUUUUUCCUAGUGAUAUGAUGAGUCAGGGCUGUUUCCAGACUUCUGUGCACAGGAGAGGCACUAUUCCACAGGAAACAAACUGCAUUGGAGUAGCAUAAAGUGUCUGCAAUGGGGGGACUCUUGGGGAGCCAUUUUUAUUCAGAUAUCUUGAGGUCAGAGGUCAAUGGAUCCCUUUUAAAAAUAGGCAUGGCAGACAGCUUCAAGAUAUGCUAGCAUGCUGUGUGUCAUACGCUACCAGUAUCUUCACUCUAGCUUUAAAACGGAGCCCGCUGCAGCCUCCCUUCAGACAGUGUGGUUUGGUAGAGGUAACAUAAAAACGAAGUCACACACAGAGUAUGUCAGUAAGAAUCGGUAUAUGUCGCACAGCCAGCUUCCCUCCUCAGAGCCCGGGGGGUGGGUACAUGUUUGAAACCCCCUGCCUCACUAACAGUUACUUACAAAAGGAAAUAAAAAGACAAGAGAAUAGACUAAAAGAAAAUAUAAUUGCCCAGGCAAUUUCUUUCCUUUUGUAAUUCUCCACGUACAGAGAGUCCUCGCUGCAGCGGUCGAGGGUUCGACUCCAACUUGUGCGCUGUCUCUAAUAUUUCUGAACCUGGGUCAUCACUUCUACUUGUUGCUUAUAGAAGACUCCCCCUUUGGUUUCUCCUCCACAUUUACAGCCACAGUCACACACAGGAGUCCUACACAUUGGAUUGAACUUACUCUCAUUAAUGUCAUGCUAAUCCUGUCGUGUCUCACUUUUCAUGUCUUAUCUCGCAAAGUUUAAAAAAUGGUAGUGGUAUAUGCAGGGAUGGGGAGAGAAGGUCUGAUGCAUUAAAUGUUUUUUUUUUUUUUUCAAUAAAUUGAUGGCCAGAUUCAUUUAUAGCCUAUUUAAUAAUUAUUAACAAACUUUAGUGGCUGAAACUGGUCAAAUAAAAGGCAAAACCUCUUUUCUGCCAUAAAUACCAGAUUUAAAGGGUGCUGCAGCCCUACGCCCACUGGUUAUAUGACAGUGGAAAUACCUCUUAUAAGUGCCAUAAACCAAUAGAACCACAGCAGCAUCUCAAUCCAGACUGUAACGCCACCUCCAGGAUGAAAUGACAGCUUCUUUACACAAGAUAUCCCAUAAUCAAAAAAGUAUAUGUCAUAAAAAAUAGAGCAUCUAAUUAUUAGAAUCGCUAUGUCACCACUAGUACAGUAAUAUUGAACAUCAGAGCUUGUAGAGGGAUUUUGGAAGUCGUGUUAAAGCGAGACGAUAAAGCAGCCGCUGUGAGCACAGCUGAUAAUUAUGGGAUGAUGCUAAAUGCUAAAACAUAGCGUUACAGUAGCACAAGAAAGAACGUGUCAUCAAAUCAGCGGAGUGACUCAGUGUUUGGCGUUGACAUUGCAGACAACCACAUCUCAUAUUUCAAGUUGCGUUUGAGGUUAUUUUUAGUUGUUAUUAUUAAUUAUUGAUAGUUUUUUUGCAACGCUGUCUUUCCCAUUUUUGUCGUGAUAAAUGGGGGCUCGUCCGGGGGGAAAAGGACCCUUAACUCACUCCAUAGCUUCUUUUUAAACCCUGGAUCCACUAACAAAGGGUCAGAAUUCCACUUAUAAAUCAGGUAUUUAUGUAUUAUUAACUGUACUGACCAUGUAGAUAGUUGUAAUGUCUUAGAUUUUAUAUUAUUAAAGUAUUAAAGAAAUUAUACUAACUGGAAAAAAUGAUUUUUUAAAAAUAAUUUCUCUUUAAUAUAAAGGUUUUUUUCAUUGUUAAGAGCAAAAUUAAAUGAAUUAAUCAAUUAAAUUGUUGUUUUAGGUUAAUUUGUUGCCAUAGUUACUCCAUACACUGGAACUAUUGGACUGCAGUUAAGAAGGGUCAGUUUGUCGGCAUUAGUCUUCAUUUAUGUGCCAAUUAAUGUCAUUUUUAAUUAAAUGUCCUUAAAUUCUUAAUAACAAUCAGCCUGAACUAGCUCUCAUUAAAAGAAAGAAUCCAACGGUGAGAUGAUUUCAGACUGUUUCUUUAAUGUGAAUGAUUUGUUUUAUUUUGCAACCUGAUCAUUAAACUGCUAAAUGUUUAUUCUUAUUUUGUCGUUUAACCUUUUAUUGUGUCAUUCCAUGUUGAGCUGUUCUGAACCUUCCUUUGUCAUUUAAUAAAAAUUCCUACAUAUUUAACACA